Molecule: messenger RNA, 2653 nt
Organism: Bursaphelenchus okinawaensis
Lineage: Eukaryota; Metazoa; Nematoda; Chromadorea; Rhabditida; Aphelenchoididae
Source: the annotation of a GenBank genome assembly
AUGAACAUAGCUCAAAGCGUUCGCAAAUCUUUCCGAAGGUCUUUUAAAAAUAAAAACAGAUUCUCGCAGGUCCAGGAGUACUCAAGGUUGCUGCCUGGUGAUGAGAGGAUACGUCGGAAUGUCUACGUGGAUGGUUAGUUUGGUACACUAUGCUUAGGGUUUAUAAUAUUUGAUAACAAAAUUCACAUUUUUUGAAAUUUUUAGUUUUUUUAAAUUGUUAUUUAACUUUGAUUUGUGUGCUUAAUUUUAUGUUUUAGCUCCAAUAGUGGGUUCAGAAGACCCAGAAGUCCAAAUUGUAUCAGACCUUCUAAACCGUGGCAAACGACUCUCAAAUAACGGUAAAUGUUUUGGUCGACUAGAUGACAAGAACAAUAUCAUUUGGACUAACUACAAUGAUGUGAUUGAAAUUGUCAACGAAAUUGGCUCGGCUUUAGUUGAACUCGGCAUUGAACCAAUCCAAGACACAAAGAUUGGCGUUACAGGGAAGAAUUCAGCCGAAUAUGCAAUGGUUGGACACGUCUGCAGUUUGUAUUCCAUGGUAAUGGUGCCAUUGUAUCACAACUACAAGUUUGAGGAAAUCAAGUAAGUAAUUGUUUAUAAGUUUGGUAGAUUAAACGUUUUAUUUAUAGUUUUAAUAUAAUGUAAAAAUUUCUUUAGUAUAAACAUACUUUUGGCUAGAUAACACAGUAAAAUAAAUUUAUUUGCGUAAAGUCUUUUGAAUCUGUUUAUUUACAGGCAGAUUAUUGAAAAAUGUUCGAUUACUGUACUUUUCUGUGAUGACGUAGAGUUUGCUUUAAAAUUUAAAAAUGAUAAAGCUAUCAAACAUAUUGUCAUCAUGUCAGACCAUCAACAUAUCAAUGCUCACAAUGACAGACUUAACACUAAUGUAGGCAUUUUUAGCUGUAUAUUCAUAUAAAUGUUGUUUAUACAUUUCUUGUUUACAUAUUAUGUUGUCCUUCUAAAGAAGUUACUUUACAUAAUACUUUAGGUAUAUUCUUGGUCUCGUUUGCUUGAAACCGGCCGACUUUCCCCCCACGAUCCUGUCCCAGCCAAGCCAACUGACACCUAUAUGAUAUGUCACACAAGUGGUACCACUGGUCAACCAAAAGGUGCCAUGAUAUCCCACAGAGCCUUGUUAAGCUCAAUGACUGGCACAUAUAUCAACUGGUUCAAUGCUGCCAACCGGCUGACUUUAUCAAAUUCAGACGUUUACUUAUCAUUCUUAUCAUUGGCCCAUGUUUAUGAACAAAUCAUGCAGUCAAUAAUGAUGUACAGUGGAUGUCAAGUGGGCUUCUAUGGUGGUGAUAUGACAAAGUUGUUAGAAGAUAUACAAUUGUAUCGUCCUACAGUCGUAGCCUUCGUGCCACGUCUUUUGGACAAGUUCAAAUGUAAGAUCGAAGGUGGAUUGAAGAAGAAGCCACAUAUUGUUCAAAAGCUGAUCGCUCUUGCGAUAAAAAAGAAACAAUCUUUAAUGAAACAUAAGAUUCUCACAUAUAACACAUGGGCUGAUGUUGUUCUACGACCAAUUCACAAGAUAUUCGGAGGUAGAUUAAGGCUAGUCGUCAGUGGAGGUGCUCCAAUCAGCGAAGAUCUGAAGAGCUUCAGUCGGAUUGUGUACGGAUGCCCGGUGUUUGAAGGGUACGGUCAGACAGAGUGUGUAGCAGCUGGUACUCUUUCUCUCGGUGGUUGUACAGAGACUGGACAUGUUGGAGGACCGGGGGCUUGGGCUGAAGUAGGUUGAUAAUCAUGCUAUUGUAUAUUCUUUAAUCAAAGUCUUAAUGAAACUAAGUUUACCCCAAUUUUAAAAAAUUUUUAAUUGUAAUAUACCUAUUUUGUAACAGAUUUAAAUAUUUUUCGAUUACAACCUUCAAAUAUUACAGAUAAAACUUGUCUCAGUGCCAGAAAUGUCGUACGAUGCAUCAGAAGACAAGGGAGAAGUUUGUUUCCGUGGAGCCGGCUUGAUGACCGCUUACUAUGGGGAACAAAAGCUGACUUCAGAAGCCAUUGAUGAAGAAGGAUGGCUACACACGGGAGAUAUUGGAUGCUGGUUAGCUAAUGGAGCGUUGAAGAUUAUCGACCGAAAAAAGAACUUCUUCAAGUUGGCACAAGGCGAUUUCGUAUCACCGGAACGCGUGGAACAUGUUUACAUGAGACACUCGGCUGUCACUCAGAUAUUCGUUGAUGGGAAAGGUACUCAGGCUUUCUUGGUUGCCAUUAUUGUCGUAAAUGAGGUGGUGAUUCAAGAGAUUGCAAGGGAACAUGGCGCAGUAAGUUUACGUACAGAGACGGACAUGAUUUUGAUCUGUAAGCCCCUUAAGGUAUUAAAAAUGUUUUAGAACCUGCGAUUUCUGUCAGAAAUUUAAAUUCUGACCAAUUAUUUGUCUAAAACGGUUAACUAAUUUCGUUGCAGGACCCAAUAAACCUGAACAAUUCAAAAAUUAGAUCCAAAAUCCUCUCCGACCUCAGAGUUUUGGGUCGCGACGCUGGGUUAAGUAGCUUGGAACAGAUUCAAAAUCUACAUUUGGUAACCGAAGAGUUCAGUUUGGAUAAUGGACUUCUGACUCCAACCUUGAAAAUGAAAAGAAAUGACCUCAGGGCAAGAUACCAAGAUGUCAUUAACAAUCUGUACGAACAGUCUUUAAUCGAUAAUUAA